AUGUAUUUGAGUUCACAUCCUGUAUUACAAGUCUUUGCCAUGUUGAUUAAUGGACAAGAACAAAAAGUAAUCUUUAUCACGAUGAGUCAUCUUCCAGGAGUAUUGUUCUUCUGGAAAGAUCCGGAAAGACCAAUUGAUAUGAUACUUCUCCAGUCAGAUCAGUCCAAGAGUUUUGGUAAAGAAGAGCAUUUAUGCUAUUGCUCAUUAACUCCUCAGCUCAUCAUAAAGACAUACCAACAGCAGAAAUUUAUCCAUACUGUCAACAUUUCUAUGUACCUGAUUGAAUGGCUUGUCUUUGAAAACCGGUUUUCUUUGAACAACAGUCAAUGUACACUAUGCCUAGUUCUGACAAAAGUACUGUCUUCUCUUACUAGUGAAAUACUGUAA
Messenger RNA from Phycomyces blakesleeanus NRRL 1555(-), 387 nucleotides. RefSeq lists its product as hypothetical. The transcript is spliced from 7 exons. The record is from RefSeq and is a predicted model, not a curated record. Lineage: Eukaryota; Fungi; Mucoromycota; Mucoromycetes; Mucorales; Phycomycetaceae. Bases 1 to 387 code for a protein of 128 amino acids.